Molecule: messenger RNA, 1433 nt
Organism: Perca flavescens (yellow perch)
Lineage: Eukaryota; Metazoa; Chordata; Actinopteri; Perciformes; Percidae
Product: hepatoma-derived growth factor
Exons: 6
Coding region: 391-1062 (223 amino acids)
Source: RefSeq, a predicted model, not a curated record
UUCAUCAGGUGCUGGGGGCGCGUCUGCAAAGUGGGAAGCGGGUUUCAAUUUCAAACCCAAACAGUUCGAGUGACGAUGAGCCAGUGGGUUGUGGGAUAACGUUAAAAUCAAAUAGUUAUCGUGUUUAGAAUUUGUAACGUUAUUCAAACAUAAACCAGAACGGUGUCGUUAUCACCGGCCGUGGUUAACGUUAGUCUACAGAGAAUCCGCGGAAAAAAAAGUCGCCCGCCGCGUCUUCGCUCCAGUUUUCCGCGCCUGGUAUUUGGAUGACAAACCGACGCUUGGCUUGUUUGCAGCAGGUGUUGACCAAUCCGGACAUUGCACUACAUUAAAACUACUACUGUGUUUUAAUUCAUAUAUCUUAUAUAGCAAGCCAUUUCUGCAAGAAACAUGCCGAGGUCCAACAGGCAAAAAGAAUACAAACCUGGAGAUCUUGUAUUUGCUAAAAUGAAGGGGUAUCCUCACUGGCCUGCGAGGAUUGACGAGUUACCUGAAGGAGCUGUGAAGUCCCCCUCAAACAAGUACCAGGUGUUCUUUUUUGGGACGCAUGAGACGGCGUUCCUCGGGGCCAAAGAUUUGUGCCUGUACGAUGAAAAUAAAGAGAAGUUUGGAAAAGCAAACAAGAGGAAAGGCUUCACUGAGGGACUCUGGGAGAUUGAGAACAAUCCCACCGUCACGCAUGAAGGCUACGAGUCAGCGAAGAAGGAAAACGCGUCGGAAGGAGCAGGGGAUACAGGCAGUUCAAAGAAAGUCGAUGCCGAGGGCAGCAGUGAUGAGGAUGAAGGGGCCCUGGUCAUCGACGAGAAGAAUGAGAGGGGAGGAACUAAACGAAAAGCAGAGGAGUCCACAGAGGCAUCACCCAAGCGGCCGAAGGACACAGAGGCAGAAGGUGAUUCUAAAGUAGACUGCAACAAGUCUAACGUGGAGGCCAAGCUCAACGAUGUGACUGGACCCAAGGUAACUGCUCCCUCCUCUCAGAGCGAGUCAAAAGCAGAGGCCCAGGAAAAGGCUCCAGCAGGAGGCCAGCUAACACCAGAUAAGCCUGUGACAGACAGCGCUUAACGUCAAUUCUCAGAAGAAAACCAAGAACCUUUGAUGCUUUUCUCUGGAAUUUAAGCAUCAACACGAUCAUUUGCAGGAUGCCAGCUAUCAGCUGUUUAAUUAAUAGGAGAAUUUUAAAAACCUAAGUGUUUGUAUUGAGAGACAAACAAAUCCUCAUUUGCCAUUUUUGGGAUAUCAUAUAUCCCAGAAAUAAAACGUUUGCUAAUCUGAUUUCAAACAAUUUAACUGGGCACUUUAAUGCUCAUUUAUAAAUGGAUUUUGGUGUGUAUAUAUUUUUUAUUUCUAAGUGCAAUUACAUAAUUACGAAGACUGAAUGCUAGGUGUCAAAAAAAAAUCAGUUCAGAGGGAAUAAAACACUGAAUAUAAUAUAU